Messenger RNA from Capsella rubella, 1952 nucleotides. RefSeq names its product squamosa promoter-binding-like protein 6. The transcript is spliced from 4 exons. Gene Ontology annotation, cellular component: nucleus. The record is from RefSeq and is a predicted model, not a curated record. Lineage: Eukaryota; Viridiplantae; Streptophyta; Magnoliopsida; Brassicales; Brassicaceae. Gene Ontology annotation, molecular function: DNA binding. The coding region runs from base 444 to 1691 and encodes 415 amino acids.
UGAAAAAAAAAAAAGAGAGAGAGGGGAGGAGGAUGUGAAGAAGAAGAUGGGUUUAGUGGAAAUCAUGUUGACCCAACACAAACAGUAUCUGCUUCGACGUCACCUCUCUCACCUUAUUCCCUUCGAUUCCCAUUUUCACUUUCUUCUUUUCUAUAUCUCUCUCUGUCUCUCUCUUUGCUUCGCUUCGCUUUCUUCCUCGUAUCCAUUUACAUACACACAGUUCUCCUCUGUUCCUCUAAUCUCUGGUUUGAGUAUUUUCGUCAAUCACAUCUGGGUUUUGGUCCAAUUGAAGGAAUCUGUGAAUCGUCUUCUUGGGUUUUCUGAAUUUAAGAAGAAAGCUUAGUACUUUAGGAUUUUUAUUCACUUAUUGAAUUGUUUAGCUGUAGUUGAAGGAAGCAGAACCUGAUUAUAGAUAUAUAUAUAGUGCUUAACAGUUUUUACUGAUGGAUUCUUGGAGCUACGGGAGAAACGUGUACUUGGAAAAUGGAGCUCUUUUACCUUCUGAUUCUUUUGCUGAGAAUAGAAAAUUUGGACAGAGUCUCUCUAAUGGAUUGGAGAAUGAUGAUCAUGUGUUGAUCUCUGACAUGGCUGGUGAUUCCAAUGGAUACGGUGCUGUUUCCAUUACCAAAGUGGUUCCUUCGAAUUUGUUGCAUGAGGACGAGGAGGAGAAACAGGAGGAAGAGGAGAAACAAUCUUCUUCUUCAAAGUUAACUAGUCAGGAAUUGACUAGGAUAGAUUUUAAACUUAGGAGCUUUUUGGAUUUAGGAAACGAUGAUGAUACCUCCUCUAGAGGUUUUGCUCUGCCAGCUAAAAAGCCUCGAGCUUCAAACCUGUGCUCUCAGAAGCCCUUGUGUCAAGUUUAUGGCUGCAAUAUGGAUCUGACCUCUUCAAAAGAUUACCACAAAAGGCAUAGAGUUUGCGAGACUCAUUCUAAAACUUCUGUGGUCAUAGUUAAUGGUCUUGAGCAGAGGUUUUGUCAACAGUGCAGCAGGUUUCAUUUCCUCUCAGAGUUUGAUGAUGGCAAAAGAAGUUGCAGAAGGCGAUUAGCCGGACACAAUGAGCGACGAAGGAAACCUGCUUUCUAUUUUUUACCCGGGAAGCGCCAUAAGCUUCUUCGCACCUCUCAAGGUGUGGUUGGCAAUUCAUCAGUCAGUGACUUCUCGUUGGUCUUGCCAGAAGAGUUUCCCAGUACUUUCUUAUACCGGGUACUGGAUGAGCACGACCACCGUGCCAGUAGACUUGUGAGUUUCAAAGAUGAACCUACUUGCUCUAUGUUUCCUGCGAUUGGGCAAAACAGCAGCAGUAUUUAUGAGUCUAAACCAGCGAUUUAUUCUCCGGAAGUAUCCUCUAUUUGGGACUUACAUGAGUCGGCGUCACGGUCUACUUGUGCUCUCUCUCUUCUGUCAGCUCAGUCCCAACAAAACAUCCCUGAAAUUCCAAACACAACUUUCUCAAUCACCCAACCCAACCAAAAUCCCAAUCACUCACCAGUAGACUAUAAUCAAAUGCAACGGUUAUGGAUCGAUCCUAGUAAGACCAAUUCUGCUGGGUCUAGUUCAUGUACACUAAAAGGAUCAUCCACAGUUGAUCUACUGCAACUGUCAUCACAUCUUCAAAGAAUCGAACAACAGAGGAAUUAUACUGAUGAUGUGAAGCAGGAAUAUAAUGAGCUUUAUUUCACUGGCUCCUAAAAAAAGGUGACAACAUUCUUAUUCCUUUGCAACCGGUUCAAGUUUCUUGAUACAGUUCUGGAGAAGGGACAAGUCUUGCAUGGUUUGAUUAGUUUUGUACGUAAUUAUUGGAUUGGUGAGAUAAUUAGAUUAGAGGAAUGAAGAUCAGAUCAUGCUACAAGUGUUAUUGUAAUUUGUAACUGUUCUUGUUUAUUAUUCACCAGUCAAUAAAUGUUCUGAGGAAAAAUAGCUUCAGAUAUCUAUGCCUGCUUCUUUUUCACA